Molecule: messenger RNA, 1360 nt
Organism: Carica papaya (papaya)
Lineage: Eukaryota; Viridiplantae; Streptophyta; Magnoliopsida; Brassicales; Caricaceae
Gene: WRKY11
Product: WRKY DNA-binding protein 11
Biological process (GO): regulation of DNA-templated transcription
Molecular function (GO): DNA-binding transcription factor activity; sequence-specific DNA binding
Source: RefSeq, a predicted model, not a curated record
UCUCUUCCUCUCUCCCUCUCAAACCAACUACCCUUUUUUCAACCUUUCUGUACAUUUCAAUUCAAUGCUCUUUUGAGCUCUAAAUCCCUCUCUCUCUCUCUCUAAGCUUCUUCUUUCUCUUCUCUGUUUCCACCUGCAGAGCCGUCUACAGAAAUCGAAGAUGGCCGUCGAUCUCAUGAGCUUUCCGAAGAUGGACGAUCAAACGGCCAUACAGGAAGCGGCAUCCCAAGGCCUGAGGGGCAUGGAGCACCUGAUCCGACUAUUGUCUCACCAACCUAACACUGAAAAUCAUGUGGACUGCACGGACUUGACUGACCUCACUGUUUCCAAAUUCAAAAAGGUAAUUUCCCUCCUCAAUCGGACCGGUCACGCGCGCUUCCGGCGAGGGCCCCUUCAGUCUUCCUCUUCAUCCUCCUCGCCCUCCUCAUCGUCAGCUUCUCUUUCUCUACCUCACUCUCAAACUCUAACCCUAGCGCCGGCGACCGUGCACCCGGCACCGUUCAACACUCAGGUUGUUAAUCCGUCCGCAGUCACUGCUCCGGCAAGUUUCGUUCAAUCACAUCCGCCACAGAGCUUGACUCUUGACUUUACAAAACCUAAUCUGUUUGGUUCUAAAACGAAGAGCGCUGAGCUUGAGUUCACCAAGGAAAGCUUUAGUGUCUCGUCCAGCUCCUCUUUUAUGUCUUCUGCUAUCACUGGAGACGGCAGCGUUUCGAACGGGAAGCAAGGGCCGUCGAUCUUCUUGGCGCCGGCGGCACCGUCCUCUGGGAAGCCUCCUCUGUCGGCGGCACCGUACAAGAAAAGGUGCCACGAGCACGAACACUCCGAUGAUAUGUCUGGCAAGCUCUCCGGAUCCGCCAGCGGCAAGUGCCACUGCUCGAAAAGAAGGAAAAAUCGCGUGAAGAGAACCAUCAGAGUCCCAGCUAUCAGUUCCAAGAUCGCCGAUAUUCCACCGGAUGAGUAUUCUUGGAGAAAGUACGGUCAGAAGCCGAUCAAAGGCUCACCACACCCACGGGGUUACUACAAAUGCAGUACAGUGAGGGGCUGCCCAGCGAGGAAACACGUGGAGAGGGCCGUAGACGAUCCGAGUAUGCUUAUCGUUACGUACGAAGGGGAGCACCGUCACACUCAACCCGCGUUACAGGAUAACGUUGGGCUUGUCUUCGAGUCAACGUGAAAAAAAUGCUUAGUUAGUGGAGCGACCCAAAAAAAAAAAAAAAAGAGAAAGAGGUAGACUUUUGUAAUAUGUUAGUAGGUGAGGGGGUUUUAUGUAAAUUUAAUUCGUAAUCAAAGAAAAAAGAGUUUGGAGAAUCUUAAUCUGCCAAGUGCACUAAAAUCAAAUUUGAUUGAUUUUUGAUUA